AUGGCAUACGUAGGCCGCCCAGAAAUAUGUCUACCGUGUCAGGCCACGCGCCGAUCGGACCGGAUCCAGCGCUCUGGGCCAACGGUGAGAUCUCAGGAACAGAACAAUAUCUCGGUCGCCGUCCGCGCAAAGUCACCGGAAGUGUGUACGUGCCGUAUCCCUACACUCCCACGAUUUGAACUCGACCAUCAUUGUCGGAAGGAAUCGAAUGGCUGGAAUGUUGUAGUACCUCGGGUAAAGUAUAUCCUGAAGGAAUCACGAAUGCCUGGAUUGUCCACCCAUCCAUAUUACUGCACUGGUCGACGCGCAUAUCCGCAGCGCAUCUCAUCGAAUCCCUUUUGUUUUGACCCCUGA
Penicillium lagena is the source of this 354-nucleotide messenger RNA. RefSeq lists its product as uncharacterized. Lineage: Eukaryota; Fungi; Ascomycota; Eurotiomycetes; Eurotiales; Aspergillaceae. The transcript has a single exon. The record is from RefSeq and is a predicted model, not a curated record. Bases 1 to 354 code for a protein of 117 amino acids.